Messenger RNA from Penicillium soppii, 363 nucleotides. RefSeq lists its product as uncharacterized. The transcript has a single exon. The record is from RefSeq and is a predicted model, not a curated record. NCBI's taxonomy places the organism in Eukaryota, Fungi, Ascomycota, Eurotiomycetes, Eurotiales, Aspergillaceae. The coding region runs from base 1 to 363 and encodes 120 amino acids.
AUGCAGCUUCUUGCACUCACCCAAGCUAUUGCCCUUGUCACCACCGUUGUCAAUGCUACGCCUAUUUCCUUGAACGCUCGGGGCGAAGCUGACGCUGCCACCGCUUACGUCGCUGACAAACGCUGGGAUGCCGACGCUGCGACUGCUUAUGUUGCUGAUAAGAGAUGGGACGCUGAUGCUGCCACCGCUUACGUCGCUGACAAGCGUUCUGAUGCGGAUGCUGCUACCGCAUACGCUGCGGAUAAGAAGCGUUCUGAUGCCGACGCUGCGACUGCUUAUGUUGCGGAUAAGCGCUGGGAUGCCGAGCCUGUUUACAUACGCUCUGAUGCCAAUGCUGCCACUGCCUACACUGCGGACAAAUAA